CGUUGUAUGGACGUGCUUGCAGUCAUACCCGGAUAUGCGUACAAAUCGAUAGUGUAUAUAACUGUCGCCCGUAUGGUAUAUGCUAACAGUCGGUGGUUUUACAAUGAAGGAUCUCUCCGCACUGUGUCAUUUAAUUCUGUGGAAUAUACUGAUUUUUCACAGGUCAUCCAGUCAGAGCGAUGUGGUGUGUCCAGUCCUCCCGUACAGUGUAAUUAUAGACUGUACAACGUACGGGGACGUCUACCAUGCGUACACCAACCCUGCUGUCAUGUAUCACGGGACCAGAUGCAACGUCUCCUGCCCCACCGGCGGGGGGGUAGCGGAGGUCACGUGUCACCGUGGGACGUGGUUGGGGUUGCCCUGGGGAUGCAUUCCUAAAGACUACCUGUAUGAGGACGCUGAGGUCCACUCUCGAUCCAAGCGGUCAGAGCAAGAAGAGCUGAUGGCGCUGAUGUCCAAGAUGGGCGGGGACGUGUCACAGCUGGAGUCUCUCUUCAAGGGGAGAACAGCUCCCGAUUUAGAUAUGAGCGGGCCCGUCCUGACGUGCCCGCCGUCCCUCCACGAGUAUGCUGACCCGAUCCAGGUGACGACCCAGGUGGAGUGGGACGAGCCGAUGAGCUUUGACGAAGAGGAUGGGCAGAUCAAGCCCAAGAGGUAUGGCCCAGGCCCAAAGUAUACAUUCGGUGAAGGGGCCAAGACUGUGCUGUAUCUUGCUCGAGACAAGUCGGGCAAUUUGGGGAAAUGCGAACUCAAUGUUACAGUUGAAGUCGUACGGUGUAAGAUGGAAGCGAAGAGCGAUUUCCCUGACGGGCACUACACGUGCCACCCGAACAGUGAGUUCGUGUACGGGUCCACGUGUAAGUACGGGUGUUACGAAGGCUACGAACUGGUCGGGGAGAAGAAACUCACUUGUGAGAAGAGUGGCAAGUGGUCGCACGCCAUCCCAAAGUGUAAACUUUUGACUUGCCCCUUGUUGCAACCUUUCGCGGCCGGCACCUUCACCUGCUCCGACAACAACAACUACCGCAGCAUCUGCUCCUACACGUGCAAGAAGGGCUACGUCGUCAGAACCGGAAUGUCCCGGAUCAGGGUGUGCAUGGCGGACAAGUCGUGGCGGGGAAAGGAGCCUAUUUGUGAUGACAAGGAGCCACCACUGUUCACCAGUUGUCCAGGGAGCGUGACGGCUGUGACAGGCCGUGACUCCCACUCCGCCAUGGCCAAGUGGGAUGUGCCCCGGGCUCGAGACAACAGCCAGGUUGAGAUCAAGCCUGACCUUCACAGCCAGAUCAAGAACAACCAAGUGGCAAAGAUCGGAGUCUAUGACGUCACCUACGAAGCUCAGGACGAGGCUGGCAACAAAGCAAGGCCAUGUAGAUUUAAAGUUAUUGUGAAAGAUCUCAAGUGUCCAGUCCAGUAUGCCCUGCCCUACAUGAAGGUAUCCUGUGGGUCGGGCACGGGGGUGGGGGCCUCGUGCACAUUCAGUUGCCAGGCAGGGUGGAUACUGAACGGAACUCAGACCACCCAGUGUCAGCUUUCCAAGACCGUCCCUCCGUUCGCUUCCUGGGACUGGUCAACUGGCCGGCCUAUAUGUACAGCCAAAGACCCGUGCCCUAAGCCAGAGCCGCCUGUGAACGGGGCCCUUGCCUGCGACUUGUGGGAGAAUGGGCGGUUCUGUCAGAUGCAGUGUACGAAGGGGACAGAUAUACCGCCUAGUUUUACAGCCUGGAAACUCUUUGUCUGUUCCGAAUCCGGGAAAUGGAACUUUAAAGGGGCGCUCCCGGCAUGCGAGAAGUCAAAUCGAGCCAAGAAGACGGUGAUGUCAGUGUCCAUGCACUACUACGAAGGAAAGUGUCCCGACCCUGACGUGAAGAAACAGAUCAGAAAGAACUUCAUUGCUGCCUUGAAGGACACGCCCUUCGCUGAGACUUGGAAGAGGUCGGACAGUAAGCCCGAGAAUGUGAAAGUGGUGUGUGGUGCAAUACGAAGUAAAAGAAGUGUCGAUGGUACAAAAAAGUUCAAAAUAGAAAUGAAAGUUGACGUCGAAACUAAUUUGAACCCCUCCAUGGAUAUUCAAGAGGCGAUGAAAACUGUUAAGACCAACGCCAAGAACAUCUUGACCUUAAUGAAGGAGGACAUAAAGGGAGAUAAAUCCAAACUACUUCCGUCAAGUCUCGUUCCGAACAGGAAUGUGGAAGUAGAAACGGAGGGAGUUCAGCUUCAUUGUCCAUCGGGGAAGUUCCCUUCAUACAGAACGUAUGGCUGUGUGGGGUGUACACAAGGCACGUUCUUCAACACGGAGACCAAGAAAUGCGAGAUGUGUCCUCGCGGCCGGUUCCAGGGCCACUCAGGGCAAAACGAGUGUAUACCAUGUCCCAGUGGCAUGACAACGACGUUGGCGGGAGCUACGACACUGCAACAGUGUAGACCUGAAUGUCAAGCUGGCACCUUCUCCGAUGAUGGCGUGGAGCCAUGCAUGCCAUGUGAGGAAGGUCACUUCCAACAGGCAAGGGGAGGUAAAUCGUGCAGGCAGUGCCCAGGUGGUAAAUCAACGUUGUUCCAGGGAUCCAAGAAUGAAUCGGACUGCCAAGAUUUUGACCUGAUGUUUUCAAACGGAGGUAGUGCACAGGAUCAGAUUGGCCUACAUGCCAACCAGCAUGUGAAUGAUUUCGUGAUUUCAUUCUGGUUGAAAGUAACGUCAUCCCGGCAAUCGGACGUCAUGACCUUGACCUCACAAAACUCACUGCAGUGCCAGAUAGACGACAACGGAAACCUUGUCAUUAAUUCUGAAAGAAGUACAAGUAUAUUGAAAAACAUCACUUCAGACCGGUGGGGGUUCUACCACAUCAAGGUGACGGGGGAUGCGUUCGCUGUCACUGUGGAUGGAGAUACAACAACGCAAGAAAGCUUUGAUGACGAUGCCAUCGUUCUUGAAAGCACUCUGGACUUACAGUUAGGAGGAGAUGGUUUCGAGGGUAGCUUUCACCAAGUCAAUAUAUGGAGUGGGGGCGAGGCUCCUGAAGCAGACGCUCGACCCAAAUGCUCCCACCUUGGCACCGGGGAUAUCUUCUCAUGGACUAGAUUGGCGAAAGUACGACUCUUAAAUGGAUCCCUUCAAACGCCAAGCGUCUGUGAUGACACAGAUGAAUGUGAGGCUUCGCCAUGCGUUCACGGAACGUGCACUGACGGACUGAAUACACACACUUGCGACUGUGAAGAAGGAUACAAGGGAGAUAACUGCGAGAGUAACGAGGACAACUGUGAGUUCCACAUGUGCGAGAACGGAGCUACCUGCAUAGACGGGGUUCGAGACUACACGUGUACCUGUACGACUGGAUUCAGUGGCAAGUUUUGCAGCGACGCUGUUGUGCAUGGGGGGUGGGGCGAGUGGGGUCAGUGGUCGGAGUGUUCCAAGUCCUGUGGGGGUGGGGAGAGGACGCGAGACAGACGCUGUGACAGCCCGACCCCCUACAACGGAGGCACGCCGUGUGAUGGAGAACGCCUUGAGACUGGGACAUGUUCUAAAACCAGCUGCCCAGAGUGUGAGCGGUUAGUUGCACCAGACCAUGGCUCCCUUAAGUGUGAAGACUCCGCAGGUCUGCAGAGGUGUCACGUGACGUGUAAGAAAGGAUACGCUUUCGAAACCAAACCACGUGACUCAUAUGAAUGUGGUGACGUCACAGGUCAUGAGUGGAACUUCCGGUCUGAUGGCCCCUACAACACGUCUCUUCCAAGAUGUCUGAAGGUGGACGCUCCAAAAGAGAUGCAGAUCACCUUCAACGCUGGGUAUGGUGAUCUCUACUGUGAUGCCAACGUCGAUGACGUCAUUUCCGCCGUGAACGGCGCUGCUAAACGAGAGGCCGAGAACCUGCCUUGUGCCAGAUUGGGCCUUUGUUUAGUCAAGGCUACGGACGUCCAGAACUGCGCCAGGGGCGGGAGACAGAAGCGAGAUGCAGCCAAACCUACUGUGGCGUUUACCAUCACAGUGGCCAACUCUCCUGGAUCAAGUGUCCAAUCCAGCAUGCGUCAGUUGAACGCCGCUUUAAACCAGCUCAAGGACUCCGCGAAGAAGGGCAAGUUCACGGUGUACGUCGACAAGAAGGAACACGUUCUGUCCGGCAAGCCUCGGGUCAUGGCAGGAGUCACGUGCGAAGAAGGGUUGACAAGGGUUGACGCACACUGCAUUCCGUGUGCGCCGGGGACGUUCUACCACCACGGGUAUUGUGAGAAGUGUGGGCGGGGCAGCUACCAGCCCGGGGAGUCCCAGCUGACCUGUCACGACUGUCCUCCGGGGGUCACCACUGUCGGUCGGGGUGCAGCCUCCAAGAAGGAAUGUUCUGUGACCUGUGACCCCGGACACUACAUGAAGGACCAGGACUGUCGACCUUGCCACAAGGGAGAGUAUCAGACACAGAAAGGUCAAACGUCAUGUCGUCAAUGUCCUAAAGGGGAGACUACUCUUCGUCCUGGCGCUAAAAGCAAAAAGGAAUGCCAAGCAUCAGAGACCACUCCAGACAAGAGCGGAGCGGCUGGUCAGAACUCGGACAACGACCCAGCAGAAGUACGUCAACCCCACUUGGAAAUACCGAUAAUCAUCCAGAGCAGGCGGUUCCCCGUCGGUAUCGUCAUCGGUGCAGUUGGCGUGUUUUGUCUGUGUGUAAUGACAUUUGUUCUCGUCGUGUGUAAAAUCAGACACAACCGGUUCAACAAGAUCAGAGUGAAGGAGAUGGAGUCUCAGCUGCAGGCCAUCGCCCGGGCCGUCACCUACAUCACCGUCCCCAUCACCGGCAUCCACCCCAACAAGGUGAUGAUCCAGCCGGGCCACAAGAAGGACAUCUAGCACCACUCUCCAUCUGGUGACUAGCAGGGCAGUCACACCAACCUGGGCACCAGGACAUCUAGCUGGGGACUAGCGCCACUCUCCAUCUGGGGACUAGCGCCACUCUCCAUCUGGUGACCAGCACGGCAGUCACACCAGCCUGGGCCUAAGGACAUCUAGCGCCACUCUCCACGUGGUGACCAGCAAGGCUGUCAUCUCAGUCAGGUGUUGUUUGGGGCUAAACUCAACAUAGCCUGAUGACAAGAAAUUUGAAAUUCUAGCCACAAAUUGGUUGUUCUUUUUAUUGAAAAUUGAUGUGGUCUUACAACUGCAUGUAUUAUAGCUUGCCACAGUAAUUCAUUCCCACCUUCAAUAUUUCACACUUUCAGUUAUAUAUAUUAUAUGUUAUAGCUAUCAGUAUCAUUUUUUCGGUCAUGAGCAUACUAUUUUUUUUGCAGUUUUUUUUAUAGAAAAAAAUUCUGACAUAUAUUGAAUAAAUAACCCAAAAGAUCUUCAUAGAAUGUUUUAAUUAUCAAACUUUAAGGAGCAAACAUAUGAAUAAUGGAAUUCUCAGCAUAUGGUUUGACCCUCUACUCAGAGGUUUGAUAACAAGAAUGCCUUUUGAAUUUUGCCUAGAAAUGUAUCUUGGUCUAUUGGCAGGUGGUAUGUUCCUACAGGAACUGUAUGUAUUGUAGUUUGGUCUACAGCAGUUCUUCAACCUGCCUUCAAUACGUCACAUGUUCAGUAUACAUGAUAUUUUAAUGUUGUAUUGUCAUCCUCAUGUGUCAUGGGGAUACUAAUAGACAUAUGUAGUUUGUAAAUGAAAUACCGUAUUCGACAUAAUAAGCACCCAGGGCGCUCUCAAAAUUAGAAAUAGGGGGCUCUUAUUAGAAUACUAUUUUAGUGAAAAACAACAGUUGAAAGAUCGUAAAU
Haliotis rufescens (red abalone) is the source of this 5749-nucleotide messenger RNA. RefSeq lists its product as uncharacterized. The record is from RefSeq and is a predicted model, not a curated record. The transcript has 27 exons. Lineage: Eukaryota; Metazoa; Mollusca; Gastropoda; Lepetellida; Haliotidae. Gene Ontology annotation, molecular function: calcium ion binding. Bases 80 to 4837 code for a protein of 1585 amino acids.